AGUUAAUAUUUUCUGGAGAGUACACGAAAGCCAUGUCCAAAGACUGGCAUUCGGGGCACUUCUGUUGCUGGCAAUGCGACGCAUCGCUGACUGGCUUACGGUAUGUGCUUCGAGAGGAACACCCGUUUUGUGUCAAAUGCUUCGAACAGAUCCACGCGAAUGUCUGCGAAGAGUGUACGAAACCAAUUGGCAUCGACUCCAAGGACUUGGCCUAUAAGGAGAAGCAUUGGCACGAGACUUGCUUUUUAUGCCAUACCUGCAAGAAGUCACUUGUGGACCAACAGUUUGGGUCGAAAAACGAGCGCAUCUAUUGCGCCGACUGUUAUGACGUGGAGUUUGCCUCUCAUUGCGACGGAUGCGGAGAGAUAUUCAAAGCC
Molecule: messenger RNA, 377 nt
Organism: Oppiella nova
Lineage: Eukaryota; Metazoa; Arthropoda; Arachnida; Sarcoptiformes; Oppiidae
Source: the annotation of a GenBank genome assembly